Messenger RNA from Chlorocebus sabaeus (green monkey), 2873 nucleotides. It is a transcript of the gene ENTHD1, whose product is annotated as ENTH domain containing 1. Gene Ontology annotation, biological process: endocytosis. The record is from RefSeq and is a predicted model, not a curated record. Gene Ontology annotation, molecular function: phospholipid binding; clathrin binding. Gene Ontology annotation, cellular component: plasma membrane; clathrin vesicle coat; endosome. NCBI's taxonomy places the organism in Eukaryota, Metazoa, Chordata, Mammalia, Primates, Cercopithecidae.
AUUUCUUGAAAGAAGGAUUAGGGCAGUGUCAUAGCCCGGCAGACUGUGAAACGAAGACAUUUACCUUCAUUCCCCUUGGUACCCUUCAGGUCCGGUUUUUGCGACCACCUUGCUUGAGGCCCUGAGAGGAACUGCACCAGGGCAGGAAGUGAGGAAGCGGAAGUGGGGACCGGCCUGGGCCCUGGGGCCUGAUUGGAGUAGGGGGAAUAUCCUGGGGCGAGGAGGUUUGGCCCCUGGGCAGCGGCCGACUUUCCUCUCAGGAAAUUGAUACUUUAUCAACGUAGAGAUUAAUUAUUUGUAUUUGGGAGCAGCAGAACUGGGGACCAAUUACCUGUCAAGAGUUUUAUAAACCAGUGACAUAAACUGUUAUUCGAUUGCUUUCAUCCCCCAUCUCACCUUGGAACUUGUAUUACUUAUGGCGUUCAGGAGACAAGUGAAAAACUUUGUGAAAAAUUACUCAGAUGCUGAAAUAAAAGUCAGGGAAGCAACUUCUAAUGACCCUUGGGGUCCCUCUAGUUCUCUGAUGCUAGAUAUCAGUGACUUGACUUUCAACACAAUUUCUCUCUCAGAGAUUAUGAAUAUGCUAUGGCACAGACUCAAUGACCAUGGGAAGAACUGGCGCCACGUGUAUAAAUCCCUUACGCUAAUGGAUUAUCUCAUCAAGAAUGGAUCAAAGAAAGUUGUUCAGCAUUGCAGAGAGGGGUUCUGUAACCUUCAAACACUAAAAGAUUUUCAGCACAUAGAUGAAGCUGGAAAAGACCAAGGUUAUUAUGUCCGGGAAAAAUCUAAGCAAGUCAUCACAUUGCUGAUGGAUGAACAGUUGCUGUGUAAAGAGAGGGAAGUGGCAUGUCGGACUAGACAGCGUACCUCCUACUCUAUGUUGUUUUCUAAAAGACCACUUGGUUCAAGUAGCUCACUGACAGCGUGUACUUCUGCCCCUACAUCAGAUAUUUCUGCUUCAGAGAAGAAGUGGAAGCUUCCUAAGUUUGGAAGGCUACAUAAUAAAAAAAACGUGUGCAAGGCAGAAUUGAAACAAGAGCAUUGCCAAGAUCUUCAUUUGCCUACAGAAACUAUGUUGUCCCGGGAAACACUUCCACUCAAGAUUCAUGGUUGGAAAUCAACAGAGGACCUGAUGACAUUUUCUGAUGAUGAUCCAAAGCUGCCUUUACUAGCAACACCUCCUUCCAUUGUCUCUCCAAUCACAUGCUUGUCAGAAGCUGCAGAAGUUUAUAAUCUUUUGGGUGCAGAUGCUGUGCCUACUGUCUCAGAAAAUAGUCCAUCUGGGCAGACAGAUGUGAGUUUGGACAAGAGAUCAGAUGGUACCCUUACAAAUACUGUAACAGAAAACCUCUUGGAAACACCUUUAGAAAAGCAAUCAGCUGCAGAAGGUCUUAAAACAUUGACAAUUUUACCAGCAUGUUGGUCGUCAAGUAAAGAGGAGUUUAUCAGCCCCAACUUAAGGAUAUCAAAGUCAGAUUCUACUUUCCAUAACCAGGCCUCUGUAGAAACACUCUAUCUCUCUCCCUCAUUCAAAAUAUUUGACCCAGCAAAGGAGACUGUAAUCAACAAGGCCUACCAGAAACCACCACAAUCCAGCAUUGAGAUGGAUGAUAAAAUCCUCAAGACAACCACAUGGGUUUCAACUGCCUCUGAGGGAGCAUCUUCCUUUUCUCCUUUAUCCAUGUCAUCUCCUGAUUUAGCCUCUCCAGAGAAGUCAGCUCAUCUCUUAUCCCCGAUUCUGGCUGGACCUUCCUUCUGGACUUUGUCCCAUCAACAGUUGUCUUCUACCUCCUUUAAAGAGGAAGAUAAGACAACCAAGCUGCAUCACUCCUUUGCUUCUAGGGGCCCAGUGUGUUCUGAUGCAGAGGAAAAUGAUAGCCUCAAUCUACUGGGAAUUCUUCCAAAUAACUCUGACUCUGCUAAAAAGAAUGUAAGUCAUAUUUCUAGUAGGCACUGGGGAGAGUUUUCCACCCAAAAUGUAGACCAGUUCAUCCCUCUGUCCUGCUCUGGUUUUCAGUCAACCAAAGACUUCCCCAGGGAACCUGAAGCAGAGAAUUCCAUUAGUGUUCUUUUAAGGGAGGUAAAAUGUGCAAUCGCUAGAUUACAUGAAGAUCUGAGCACAGUGAUCCAAGAACUUAAUGUCAUCAAUAACCACCUGAUGAGCAUGAGUCUGAAUAGUUCACAAAUAAGCCAGUCCUCGCAGGCCCCCCAGUCUUCUGAGGGGAGCUCGGAUCAGAUCUAAUCAUUACAAUAUCUAUUUUUGAUAGAACUCGUGCGGUUCCACUUCCCCAACACUUAAUAUUGUAUAAAUUAAUAUUACUAUGGCAAAAAAAGGGGAUGGUUUAAUUUUUCCUUCUCAGGUUUAUUAACAAGUAUCUUUCAAACUAAUAAUUUCAUUUGGGUGGUUUAUUUUUUAAAAGGGAAAGAUGUCACCUUUGAUAAUUUCAGAUUUGGAUAUUAGUUCAUUUGAAACAGAAGAGAAUUUCAUUCUUUGAUGCUCUGUACCUCAAAUGGGUUAAGUAUUAGUGAAAAUUGUGGUAGGACCUCAAACUGCAAAUGACUAUUCAAGAGCUUUUGGAUAAGGAGGCAGAAAGAAGCUCUUUACCUUUCAACUGUAUGGAGCUUGUUAACAAGCCUCUGAGGUGACCUAGGAGGAUCGAGCUUGGGGUAUACAUUUCACACGUUCUUUUGCAAGUUUUAGGUUCUGCAAACCAAGGGCCAGAAAUGUAUUCUUUCUUCCAGAGGCUAGUGUUGGGAGUUAAAUGGAAACAAGCAGGACAUGGGGCAAAUGUUUUUACUGACCAUGUAUAUUGCAAAGUGAAUUCAAAUCCAUCCUUUUAUUCUAUUUUAGAAAAUAAAUUUGAUAUUUUUCA